Dermacentor andersoni is the source of this 10464-nucleotide messenger RNA. Its product is annotated as cell adhesion molecule Dscam1-like. The record is from RefSeq and is a predicted model, not a curated record. NCBI's taxonomy places the organism in Eukaryota, Metazoa, Arthropoda, Arachnida, Ixodida, Ixodidae. Gene Ontology annotation, biological process: dendrite self-avoidance; central nervous system development; homophilic cell-cell adhesion. Gene Ontology annotation, molecular function: cell-cell adhesion mediator activity. Gene Ontology annotation, cellular component: axon; plasma membrane.
CGGAGCCCCGGUCGGAAGUCCGCGUGCUCCUCGUGGGGAAGCGCAGGUGUCCCUUUUUUCCCGCCGUAGCCCAAGGCGCCGCUCCGGCGUGCGUGCGCGAGGUGCAGCGCGCGGCGUGCUGGUGGUUCGCCGGCGUUUCGGCUGCUGUUCACGUGCCGUUCUGCACGGAGCUGAGGCAGCUCCGUCACUGGGAGAUAAAUCCACACAAGUAAGGAGACGAGACCAUUGAGAAGAAGGCGUCGUCUUCGUUGACUUUGCGCUGAAAUGGACUCCCUCUGAGCGAAUCUGUUUUCGCUCCUUACAGUAUUUCCUCCUGACAGUCACUACGGCGAAACCCUACAGUUGAACGUCGCGCAGUCCAAUGACAAGUGAAAAACUCCCACUCUCUACAGCAUAGUGGAUGGAGCCGAAGAAACAGAAAUGGCGUUGCGAAAAGUGUACUCGCCAUGCCUCGAAAGAAAAACCGACUGUGGCUUGAAAAGAUAUCAGCUGCCGACUCGUGGCUGAUAUAUGCAGCGAGCACCCCGAAAAAAUCCGCAGGCAUUGCUACACCGAGCAGAAUUUAGGAGGAGAUAUAUCGGAAGGGCCAAUCGGUUUCUCUAAGACAUGUCGACUCCCACGUCGUUUUGGCUUCGUAAGUUCAAAACCGCGUUAUAGUGCGUGCGAAAAGUUCACUGAGACUCAGUGUUGGACGAGUCUCAACAAAUGUCCCUGCCCUGAAAGGUUCUCGAAGCUCAUCCGUUGUGACUGCCGGACAGUGCGUACGCCUAAGGCUCUCGCCGCUUAUACCGACCGCUGGCGAAACUCUGCGAAGACAGUGAAUGACGCUCGUUCUGCUUGGAACUCGAAUGCGAGACAGUGAUGUGCUUUGAACCGGAGUGAGCCGACUGUGGUCUGCACGAUGGAGAGCAACGACAAGGCCCGCUUUCUUCUGCUACUACUCGCCUCGCUCGCCGCCAGCUCGUGGGCCUCCACAUCGGGCCAGGGUCCCCGGUUCGUUCGAGAACCACCGCCGCGGCUUCGCUUCCACAACAGCACGGGAGGCAGCCUCGAGUGCUCGGCCCGAGGUCACCCCACGCCGGAGCUCCGUUGGCUCGCCUUGGACGACACCGGCGUCGUUCCCGGUGCUCCCGCACUCGACCUGCCGGGCCUACGCCGAGCGCGAGCCGACGGCUCGCUGGAGUUCCUUCCGUUCCGCGCCGACGAGUAUCGGCAGGACGUGCACUCGGCCACCUACCGCUGCCUCGCCUCCAACCGCAUCGGUGUGGUCGGCAGCAGGGAUGUCCACGUUCGCGCGGUUGUGCAGCAUCCGUACAAGCCACAAGUGUACGACGAGUUCGUCAUCGCGGGAAACACCGCAGUUUUCCGCUGCAGCGUCCCGAGCUUCGUGCGUGACUUCCUGGAAUUCUUCGCAUGGAUACGAGACGACGGCACGGUCAUCACCAGCAGCUUGGAGAAAGGCCGGUACAGCAUCUUGCCCAGCGGGGAGCUUUACGUCCGUCACGUGGAGUCCGGAGAUCGCCUGCGGAGCUAUCGCUGCAAAACGAGGCACAAGCUCACGAACGAGGUCGUGACGAGUGCCUCGUCAGGCAGGCUCAUAAUUCAAGAACCUCAGGGAGCUGCAUCUCCCAAGAUCACCGACAGCCACCCUUUUGUCCAUGCUGUCGAGGGACAAGACGCUGUUGAACUGGCCUGUGCAGCUCAGGGCUAUCCAAUUCCAUCUUACCGUUGGUACAGAGAGCUCGGUGGUCGGCUACUGGACUUGACUCGCGACCUGCGUACGACUCAGACGGAAGGGUCUCUCCUGCUGUCAGCGCCGCUCGUCAGGGACAGCGGCAAAUAUUUCUGCGUCGUCAAUAACAGCGUCGGCGAGGAACAAGUCCGCACUACUCUUUCCAUUACAGCACCGCUGAAGGCCGAGCUGUUCCCGGCGGUGCAGACGGCCGACGUUGGCCAGCCGGCGGUGUUUAACUGCACGGUGACCGGGCACCCCGUGCGGUCGUUGUCCUGGUACAAGGACCAGCGGCCUCUGGAGGCCAACGCCCGGGUCUCAUUCCUCGCCACGGGCAUGAUGCGCAUAAGCUCUGUGCUCAGAGAAGACGCGGGCAUGUACCAGUGCUACGCGCACAAUGAGGCCGACUCAGCGCAGGGAUCUGCGGAGCUGCGGCUUGGUGACGUGGCGCCCUUCCUGACGUCCGUGUUCGACGAGCAGACACUGCAGCCUGGCGCGUCGGUGUCCCUCCGCUGUUCGGCGGCGGGAAACCCGCUGCCGCAGGUCACCUGGACCCUCGACGACGCGCCGGUGCCGGACUUCCACCGCUUCCGCGUGGGCGACUUCGUCACGGCCGACUCCGUGGUCGUCAGCUUCGUCAACGUCACCGAGCUGCGGGUCGAGGACGGUGGCCUGUACGCCUGCGCUGCGGCCAAUGCCGUCGGCGAGGCGAGUCACGGCGCCCGCGUGAACGUUCACGGCCCUCCGGUCAUCCGGCCCAUGAGCAACAUCUCGGUGGUCGCCGGCACCACGCUGAGGGUGGUCUGCCCUGUGGCGGGCUACCCCAUAAACAGCGUCACCUGGUUCAAAGGCGAUGCCCAGCUGCCGACCAACCACCGACAGCAGAUGGCGCAGAGCUCGCUCAGCGUGCACAACGUGCAGCGGGCCUCCGAUGAGGGCGAAUACUCCUGCCUGGCCCGCAGCGGGAACCUCUCUGCGCGUGGCAACACCUUCGUCAGGGUCCGAGUGCCUCCGGUUAUUGACAGCCAGAUGCUCCCGGACGUGCUGACGGCGAACGAAGGCAUGAAUGUGAAGAUGCUGUGCAGCGUGGUCCAGGGGGACCCACCCAUCACUUUGCGCUGGACGCGCGGUGGUCGCAACGUGGCGCGAAGUGCCUCGGUGUCCCUGCAGAGCCUCGAGGACUCCUCAGUGCUAACGAUGAAAGGCGUGUCCAUGCGGGACUCCGGAAACUACACGUGCGAGGCGUCCAACAGGGCAUUAGCUGUGAACCGGACCGUUUCCCUUGUCGUCAACGUGCCGCCCAUGUGGACGACCGAGCCAUCCAACGGCAACGUGGUCCUCGGAGGCAUCACGGCACUGCACUGCGCUGCUGAUGGAUUCCCUACGCCUCGCAUCGACUGGAAGAGGGCGCAGGGCAGUGAACCACGGAACUUUCGGCUCGUCUCCGGCAGCUACCGCAUUCACGUGCACACAAACGGCACACUGGUUGUCCAAGACGCUGAGCUAGCGGACGGAGGAUACUAUCUCUGUGAAGCGCACAACGGCAUUGGCGUUGGACUCAGCCGUGUCGUCACGUUAGCCGUUAACGUGCCCCCGAGUUUUCCUUCCAAGUUUACGAGCCAGAACGUGAAAAGAGGGCAAGAAACGGUGCUUCGCUGUGAAGCCGCAGGAGACCCCGAUAUGAGCAUCACAUGGGAGAAGGACAAGCACCCACUGGACCUCACUGCAGAAAAAAGGUACAACCUGAUAAGUGACUCAUUGGCGGGAAAAAUGACUUCGACACUCACAAUCAAGUCGGCAGAAAGAAGGGACGGUGCUCUCUACACUUGCAUUGUGAAAAACCCAUACGGAUCGGACGAGACAAACAUACAACUUCUUGUACAAGAGCCACCGUCUUCGCCUGCUGAUGUUCGCGCCAUGAAGAUAUCAAGUCGGACGAUAGAGAUAACCUGGUCGCCUUCAUACAAUGGAAACAGCCCCAUUAGGAAAUACCACGUACACUUUACGAACACAAGCUGGGACGUCGCCGGUGCGACCUCGCACCUUUCAGUUCCUGGUACCGAAAACAGGGGCAUUGUUUACAAGCUACUGCCAAUGACAACCUACCGGAUAAAGGUGGUCGCGGAGAAUGCUUUGGGACACAGUGCCCCUAGCGAUACGCUUGAAGUGACGACCAGUGAGGAAGCCCCUGGUGGUCCACCGCUGCACGUCAAAGUCGAAGCCACUGGUUCUCAAUCACUAAAAGUGACGUGGGAGCCCCCUCGCAAGGAGCUUCAGCAUGGCAAAAUACAAGGCUACUACAUCGGCUACAAAGAGGAAGACCGUGACGACGCCGAGUUCCAGUACAAGAAUGUCGAAGCUCUGGAGACCGGUGGUUCACGGCGCCACCACAUGAGCCACCUGACCAAUCUCAAGCGCAAGACCAACUACGUGGUCAAGGUGCAGGCCUACAACAGCGAAGGGGCAGGACCUAUGUCUGACGACAUGAGUGCCACCACGCUCGAAGCAGUACCACCGACAUCACCGGCGCUGAUAUUCAAGACCAGCACAACGAGUUCGGUCACCGUUGAAUGGGAACGUUAUCCAGAUGACAUGACAGUAAGAGACUACGUGCUCCACUAUCAAGCCGAAGGUGGCGACUGGCAGCAAAAGGCCAUUAGCACGAGCUCGAACAAGUUCACGCUAGAAGGACUUAAGUGCGGCUCCCUCUACAGUUUCUACAUGACUGCAACCAAUAGCCUCGGUACUGCAGAGCCACGGGACAUCAUUUACGGCAGAACCAGGGGCGCAGCUCCGGUCUCUUCGAAGAUGGAAAACUUCAUCGACGUGAACGCCACCUCCGCGACGCUGAGGCUGGACAUGUGGCAGUCGGGUGGCUGCCCAAUCCUCCACUUCGCCGUGCACCUUAGACCCAGCAGCCCCGGACAAACGCAGCAGCAGCAGCAAUCCUGGAAGCUAGUGUCGGACGCCAUUCCCGGCCACCAGAGGCACUUCGAGUUGCGCCACCUCUCGCCCGGCAGGGAGUACGAAGUUCGUGUCAGCGCCCACUCGGACGCCGGCACCACCGAGGCGGACUACUCCAUCAGGACGCUCAACAGGUCGCACAUGGCCGGAGUCAGCUCUACCCACGGAUCGUCGGGGGUCCAGGCAGGAGACGGUGGCGACGUGCCCCUCUACCGGAACCUGUCCAUUCUGCUUCCGGUCAGCGUGUCCGUGCUCGUGCUCAUCGUCGUGGUCGCUCUGGUCAUGGUGUGCUUCCGGCGGCAGAACGACGCCUACAGCGCAGCAGGUACCGGCGACGAGAACCACAUGGACGAUCCGCUGCGCAAGUGCCAGGGCAGCACAGAUUCUAUGAGCAUGACCGAGUUCUGCGCCAAGAAGGAGCGCCUGCAGCAGCAAGACGCCUACGGGAAGGCCACCUCCUACUACGCCUCGCCCGCCCGGAAACCUGUUCCGGUCGCAUCGGGAUCGAGGCGAGGGCGCCGAGGGGAGGACGGCCACGAAUAUGCCGAGCCUUACGCCGCGCUGCAGGCCCAGCAGCAGCGGCUACUGGCGGACGCCGACUGCGCUGCCGCAGUGGCGAUAGCAUACCGGGCACGGUGCGAGGGUGCCCCCUACGCAACAAUCAAGCGCAGCCCACCUAGGUCUCAUAUAGCGGGUUACUGUCAAGAGGUAUCUUGACAAUGGGACACCUCAAGCAACGGGGUGGUGCAAUGCUUGGUGUAAACCAAGAAGGGUGAGGCGACGAUCGAGUCGUCAACACCCGACCAAUGCUAUUCCCGACGAUGUGAAGAAGACAGGCGACUUCCUCGUCAUGUCGUAUUCAGCAAGCCACCCUAUGGACGCCUCGCUUUCUCGAGGAGCCAUGCCGACGUCUGUGUUGCUGACAAAACCUCUUCCGCGUCACGGUACAAAGGACAGCGCAUUCCAUGUGUCUCCAUCAACUUUAGUGGUAUUGCAUUAUCUGGAGUGCUUCCGCUGGCUCGGACGGACCAGAGCGAUGUGGUAUACUGUAAUUUGAUAUGUGAUGCGUAACGCAUGCCGUCAGGCUGACUGUCUGUCUGAUAUUAUCGCUUUCGAGAUUCUCAUCGCAUUGAUUACUUGCAUUGUUGUCGUUUUUCUUUUUUUUUUUUCGGGGCAUCAUCACUGCUCAGGGCCACUGUUGUGCGCUAAGUUUAUAAUUAUCUAUGUCUGAUAAUAAUACCAGUGCUACAAGGCAAGAUGUUUAAGUUACUCGUUAGUCAUUGCUGAUUUCGUGCUGCUUAUGAAAAACAUCAACUACAUACGAGGCCCUAUUAUUAGAAAAAAAAAACUGCCUACUGAAAGUGGCCCUUAUACAUUCCCAUAAAACUUUACAUUGCCUUUUUCUAAUUCUUUUUCUUUUUUUUUUUGUACAGAGAGUCUUCGGAACGGCGAAAUCAUAGGAAUGCGGGAAAUAUAGACAUUGCGAUUAAGCAUAAGGUUUUCUAUUCUGAAACAUAUGAACAUAUGAGUGCAGGUUAAAGUGUUAAAAGCCAGCGUGAGAAAUGCGGGCAGUGGGCCGUUAUAGUGCUGUGCUAUUUACGGUGAUAUGAUGCGUUCCCUUUUUAUCCGCACGUUGUUAGCCCCGAAAAUUUUACCUGAGGCACCGUUUCGAGGAGUACAUAAGAAUCCUAAGCAUUGUUACUGUUACACACAAUCGUGGUUCUCUUUGUUGUAUCUUGGUAUCUCGAAUGUCGUUCUCUCCUAAUCACAAGACUGUGUGUUGCGGUAUACGUCAGUGAAAGCAAAUUUCUCUGUCCAAAGCGCGAGAACUUCAUUAGCCUGUGAUAAAUGCUACGUUUCCCCGUGCGACGUAAAAAAAAGUGGGCGACGAUAUCGCAUCGUCAGGGCCCACGCCAUGGAAAAGAGAGCAUUGCGCAACAUGAUUGAAGCCAUGCUUAUCGGCCCAGCACGUGACCGUUACGUCGGAACAUGCAGUAGGUUUCAGUAAUCCCGCUCUGAAGGCAGAGCAAAAGCAGGGCAGUCUCAACUAGUGCUCACUGAUUAAGAACUCCCGGUAACCAUACAUUUCCUGCCAAUACGCUUAGUCUCAAAGGUCACGUGUUAGGCCAAUACUACCAGCUUAAAAAGCAACGCGAAUGGCUUCGCGGAGGUUGGCAGCGUGACGUAAUGCACUAUGCUGGUUUAUUUUCUUCCUCCAUGCUUGUCCAUAAACAGAAUACUGGGAGAUACUGGGUACGCGGGAACAGGCGAGUUAGUAGCGGCAUCUUGUGGCACAGAGUAUAACCAGAGAAAACAGCUUCAUUCCAGCGACCAAUCGUAUUCUGCUUAAGUGCUGCUGUAAGGAGUCGUCAGCAACGUUAUCCUUAACACGGAGUCCUUCCUUCUUCAUUUCCUUCGACGAGAACACUCGUGUAACACAAAAACAUUUUCAUUGCCUUGUGGUUGAACGAAGCGUCCCAUGAUGUCGCUACUAGAGUUGCUACUGCCGCACGUAUCUCCGGUUACCCUGCACUCCGCGAAAAAAGUUUACGGACAUGCUAAAGAUAUGUCGCACUCAGAGGUGGCUUGAGCUCAUGUGACUUUGCGUUUUGCUAUUGCGCAUUUCGUUUUGCGUGUGUGUGUGAGAGAGAGUAAACCAUACUGCAGAACGUGAGAAGAAACCUUAAAUUCCUUUUGGGUGUCGACUAAAAGCAUUUUUUUUUUCAGUUUAUUGGUCAAAAUGUAGUCUUCGGGUGCGAGCUUUAACUUAGCGUGGCACUAAAGACAGAAAAAAAAACUAAAGCAAGACAAGCGUGGUAUAUCUGGUAGACACGUCGCGAUAGACAUCAGUGCUUCAUCAGACAUGUUAGCUUGCCGGCCUCCGGCAAUAAUAGAACAUUCAUUCAGUUAACAGGGAUUGGGAAUAAUUGUGAUUAUUUUAUUAAUUGCUGUCGUGAGGCCUGGUACAAUUUGGGCUUGCGCUGCUUGGUAUUUGUGAUGCCUGCCUAGAAUCGAAGUCGGCACCUUUUCGCUGAGUUCGCUGAGAAGUACUUGUUUUCUUACUUACUUACUUACUUACUUAAAUACUUACUGGUGGGAGGGCGAAUAUUCCCGAUAUAACAAUUUGCAAAAAUGCUCGUUCUGCUUGACACGCAGAUGUUUUUAUAUUCGUCGGUAUAAAGAAGAUCAAACUUUAUUACUUCAUUAAACUCGAGAUUCAUUAUGCAAAAAAGAGGCAUGCAAACAGGACACAAGAGUAGAGAAGUGGAGAACAUGAACGCCGACUAUCUUCAACUAGCCUCACCUCUAUUUUGCAUAAUGAAUCCUUACCAAUUAGCUCAGCUGUCUGUCGUUUUAUGAACCCGAGAUUACCUGUACCUGAGAUUUUGAGAUAUCACUGAACCCGAAAAAUCACUUCGAAAACAAUGUUCAUUGUCUUUUCAUGUGCAUUUCUGCCGUUAGUAUAGGCACUGCACGCAAAUAAAUGUAACAAAACAAAAAAACAGUUGGUUCCUCUAAAGGCAAAUUAUAUGUGUUUUGAACGAUACCGGCAAGCCAGCUACGUGCAUCACAUUCACGUCACGCUACUCUUUUUACACAUGCGCUGGCCAAGCUGCAGUAAACAGUCCACAGCGCGGGAUGAAACAUUUCUUAAGAAAUGCAGUGAUGAUAUUAACAGACAACUAUAAUUUUUCUCCCCAUUGCAACUUCUUACUAGCGAACAUGCGUCACUAAGCGAUGUGGUUUUGGAUCAGUAUCACAUUUAUCCUGCCUUUUUAUCACACCUCAGAUUUGUUACGUGGUACGCAGUAACAACUAAUGAGCAAUUGAUCAGUGGCAUUGUGCCUCGUUGCCCGAGAUUUAAAAUUCUUCCUUGUAGAGUGUUACUUCAUAAUGUCUUCAAUCUUCUACAGAUCUAGUCUGUCGCAUGCAAUUUGACGUGUUUUUAUUUAUGAUUAGUGCAACUGUUGGCAGCCCACGUAACAAUAUAUGUCUUUAAUAACAAAGCCUUGCAAACGAGUCAAAUAAAAUACGAAGAUUUUAUUACGUAAAAGGAGCAUGACGCAUUAUGUCUGUAAUAAAACAAGCUUUAUAUUCACAAGCGAAUGACAGCAGAAAGAAAAGACGAAGCUAAAAUUGCAGAAGUGAUAAGGUCACCUUUCUGACAUCUUGACACGUCGUAACACAAAUAUAUUAUUCUGUCGCUCCGCAUGUAAGAAACAUUAUUUUCUUAUAUUCAAGGUAUUAUUGUCAUUAUUAUACGAAAAACAGCUGACAAAAGGAAAAGGGAGAAGAAACUCUAAACAAAGUAUGGUUUCUCGCGCUUUACAAGCGCUGUAUUUUUGUUUGCGUUGAUUUUAUUUUGUUUGAUUUACUUCUCACAAACAAGUACACCCAUGAAGGAGGAGGAGGAGGAGGAGGAGGAGGAGGAGGAAAGAAAGAGAAAAGGCAGGAAUGUUAACCACAAAUGCGUCUGGUUGGCUACCCUGCUCUGGGGUACAGGAAAGAAGGACUGCGAAGAUGAGCUAGAGAGAGGGAGAGGGAGGGGCAAGGACGCGGUGAGCUCGCGCACGCGCGCAACAUGUUGUGAAGCGGAAAGCAGGAACACCACCUAGAUAGCACAAGGCCUGUUCACUACGCUCCACGACGUCAUGCUACUUGGCCCGAAAUUUCCAUUGCCAAGGCUGGCGUGACGAAAGCGGCGACGUCAAAGUCACUGUUGCUUACUCGGGAGCAUCCCCAUUAGAUUCUGUGGCAGUCGGGCCUGGUAGCAUGACGUCAUGGAUAGGAGUGAACAGGCCUUGCGCUAUCUAGGUGGUGUUGGCUUGACGCGCCCUGCCUUUCCUCACAAGUUUGGGAGAGCAGUCGGCGUGCAAUAGAAAAGGCUUUUAACACAUAGGAGAUACAUCAGCGUGAUUAGCGCACAGAAACUGCAUAUAAAUGCAUGAUCCUGAGAGACCUAAUUAACAUAUAUAAAACGUAAAUAUAACACAUAAAUGACACCGUGAACAAUCAAUGUGCGCUCCAGUAAUGCUCUCAAUGGUAUAAAUACUUACCCCGGACACCUAACUACCUCUCAUAUUUCUAGCAAAGCGCCAGAAUUUGGUUAAGAUACCUGCAUGCAGGUCAAGUUGGGCAACAUUGAGUAGUAAUUGAGUAUAAUAUGAUUGCACAAUACUUUCCUCAAUAAAAUGUUCACCGAAGAUUGUUGAAAAAGAACCUAAUGUAUGCCAUUUUCAUUUAAGCUUAAGAACGUGCACAAACUUUUUCUCUGGAAACGUUUGCCUACUGACUCAUGAAAGAAAUGCUUAAAUGAAGGUUUUCUUGUUUUAUCUCGUUUCUAUGCUGUUUUAUGUGCGUCCGAUAAGUGCGUUAGCACAUUUCAUCACUGUGCGCCUCCAGUGAUGUCAGUUUCACGGCAUCGACUUUUUUUUCUGGCGUUUUCUUCCGGCGAGAUCGCAUGAGAAAAUGCCGAGUGGUAGUUUCGACGUUACAUUGUUUCUGCAAGCGUUCAGCUACUGUCACGUGAUUACGGUUUCAUAUCUGUCACCAGCAUUGUUCCUUUGACACAUGAAACAGAUCACCUGCACACCACGAUGUACAUAUAUGCCUGACGACGGGCGCCGGUUCUGUUUGGUGGCGAUCUUGAAAAUGGGUGCUAGAGAUAACCCCUGCAGAGAGAAAAACCUCGAUACGUUGUUUGUGGCGUAUGGCGUGUAUAGGAAACUGCUCGAACGUUCUGUCAAUAAACUAAUUUUUUAUCCGAA